AUGGGUUCCGCAGAGCCCAGGUGGAGCACGCGGUACCUGCCCCUCGGCCUGCUGGGGACCUGCCUCUUCCUCCUGGCCACCACCAUCGGCCUGGGGGUUCGCUACUGGCAGGUUUCCCAGCAUCUGCAGCAGGUGUCCCGAGCGCACGAGGCAGAGAGCAGCCGCCUCUCCCAGCAAGUCAGCACCAAGGGGGCGACCCUGGCGCAGACGGCGAGGGAGCUGGAGCAGGCCAGGCAGGAGCUGGGGCAGGCCAGGGAGGAUCUGGACCAGGUGAGGCAGGAGCUGCAGCAGGCCAGGCGGGAGCUGAACCAGGCGAGGUUGGAGCUGGAGCAGGCCAGGCGGGAGGUGAACCAGGUGAGGCCGGAGCUGGAGCACGCUAGGGAGGAGCUGAACCAGGCCAGGCGGGAGCUGGAGCAGAUGCGGCUGGAGGAAAGCAGCACCAAGGAGCAGCUGCAACAGCGAGAGGCCACGUUAAAGGGAACGAAGGAGGAGCUGGCGAGGGUACAGGAGGAGAAGAGAGAAAUUAAAGAGAAGCUGAAGCAAACGGAGAGCUCCCUGUCCAGCAUCUGCCCCUGCGAGCAGACAGACUGCUGCCCGGCAGGCUGGGUGUUGUACAGAGGAAAGUGCCUGUUCGUCUCGAAGGAGAAGACGACGAAUUGGGAAGAAAGCAGAAAAGAGUGUGACCGGCAAUCUGCUCAGCUUCUUAUUGCCAAAUCCUGGGACAGGGAGACAAUGCUGAAUUUUCUGAGAAAUACUGAUGUGCAGUAUUGGAUUGGACUCAGGAAAGAUGUGAAUAAGGAAGCGCAGUGGAUUGAUAAUUCACCCUUUGAAAAAGAUUGGAGCUAUUGGAAUUACAGAUAUGAGAGGUGUGGAACAAUAAGAGGUGGUGUCAUAAGCAGUGACACAUGCUAUUCUUAUCAGAAGAAGCCAUGGAUCUGUGAGAAGGCGCCCAGCCAACCCAGCUCAUACAGGCCGUGGUUUCCUUAGAGUCCCUGAAGAGACAAUCAGUGAGAGCCCUACAGGACACUCCUCUCCCGCUGCUCCAGGCUCGGCUCCUGCGCCGCCUUCGUGCCCUGCUCCCUGUGCCGAGGACGCAGCACCCGAGGGCCGGCCGGCCCCACCAGCACCGCCUGCCCCACUCAGCCUUGCCCCCUGCUCCGGCCUGGAGCUCCCACCCCCGGCAGGUGCCAGCCCGCGUGCUGGGCAGGGCUGGGGGCGUCAUGCCCAGGAAAAGAGCCGCCCGCCCUCAGCGGACAGCCAGCCCCCUCCC
Molecule: messenger RNA, 1270 nt
Organism: Mauremys reevesii (Reeves's turtle)
Lineage: Eukaryota; Metazoa; Chordata; Testudines; Geoemydidae
Product: B-cell differentiation antigen CD72-like
Exons: 7
Coding region: 1-987 (328 amino acids)
Cellular component (GO): plasma membrane
Molecular function (GO): transmembrane signaling receptor activity
Source: RefSeq, a predicted model, not a curated record